CCUGAACGCAUCACUGCAGCAUUCACUGACGUCACGCCUCUGUGGGACAAAUCUGACACUGCAAGGUGGUGCACGUGGUCUGUUGUUUACUUCUUCCAGGAACGCUGGAAGUUCAGGCCGGAGGAGACGAACGGGGCGCUGAAAUUGUGAAACAGCGUCCCCGGAUAAAGUUACUCAGCGUUUGGAGGCGGAUAAAGCGACAGAAAGGCCGAGAAGAAGAAGAAGAUGCCAAACUGAAAACUAAAAGGUUGUGAAGCAGGUUGACAGGAGCGAGCGAAAACUCACUGGACUGAGAAAGGAAGAUGUUUACUGCAAUCUUCGUAUUCCUGACCAGUUCCAGACAGCGAGAGAUGACAUCAACAUUGUUAUCCUCACAGGCCAAGGGAUUUUCUGCAUGGAUGUAAAACCCUGGAGAGGAACGGUGUCGGCUCACAACAAGAACUGGCACGUACGAGUGACCAAAGAGGACCAGAACUUUACCAGUACCUGCAUCGAGCAGAUGGACAAUCCCAUUACAGCGAUCACGACCAAAACAGUUCAGUUAUGCAGUCAUCUGAAGAGAAGUGGAGUGUCUGUGAGCAGCAGUCUCUUCUUCCCAAGGGUCGUCUUCCUCUCCCCUGACUGCAGGCUGGAUGAGGAGCUGAUGAAGAGGAAGGAGCUGGUCUGCCAUAAGCAGAUAGAUGACUUCCUUAGAUCUUUUAAGGAGGGCUACAUGGCCUGGAUAACUGAUGCCUUCACUCCCUCCUGGAUUUCAGGUCAUCUGUCAUACAGGCAGAUAGAAUCGGUGCGGGAGGUCCUUAGGAAGGUGGGAACGUGGGAUAUGGUGCGGCUGCACUGUGGCGAGCAGCUGAAAGGAGACUAUCAGGGCUGUCAGUACAUCGCGCUCGACCGUCAGGAGACCGACAUGCUGGAGUUUUCCAGCAUCAGGACGCUGUCAGCUGAUUCCUUAUGGGCUCUGCURGGCCAUGUUCCUCAGGUAACAGUGAAAAUGUAUAAGCGUGGCUCUCAUGGCUGGCUGGGCAAAUCUCUGAACGCCACCGCCACGAUCCCUUCAAACACCUUUGUGAUUUUCAAGAUCAGCGGUGMGGAAGACGAUGCCAAAAUCCCAGCAAGCACCAUUCACAGCAUCACACUCAGCAUCUGAAGGUGUGCAGAUGUUGCGUACUGUUUCACAGCUGACACUAUAAAAGCUUAAAAACUGUUUAAUUGACAAAGGGGUUGAUGCAAAAAAAAAAUCCACCUCUUUUUAAUGAGUGUUUUUUCUAUGCAGUGUUGUAACAAAUCAACUUUCAAAUAUCUAUGUGCUUUUGGCAAAACAAGCUGUUUUCCUGAAUCUUUUUCUGAAGCCAUAUCUUUUAAUGAGAUUUGUGAUAAUUAACCUGAUUUUUUUUUUUCAUGCUUUGAAUUUUUAGGGCUGGCCAACACUUUACACCAGCUAUUAAUUAAUCAUUUAGCUGGCCGAUUGAGUCACAUCAAUUCAAGGGACGAGUGUUUAAUGUGGUAAUUGUGGCAGUUAAAAAUGGGUGACCUGUGGCACGACGAGUGUGUUACUGCCUCUGUGGGUUUAAUGGGAAGUUAUUUACUGUCUGAUUAGAGAGUGCAGCUGUAGGUUGAUUUAUUAAUAUGCUCCACCGCUCAGAGGAGAUAACCUGUUCRAGAGCACACAGGCGCAGACUCCAACACCCUUCAUAACUGUGCCUGUAUUACUUUGUGGCUUACCGGAGCUAACGCGGCWACGCUAACGGCGUCCAAUUGCAUUUACCGAGCAUGGUAGUGGCCAAAAUGAAGUUAUUUCUAUCACGAUAUCAGUGCCUUUAGCUAAUACGAUAAAAGAAUCUCUCUCUGGUGAUUGUAUCUCUGCGUGGCAUCUCUACCUGAAAUGUCAAGCUCCUCAUUUCUGUUUACAGUUUUACCUGAUGUACUUGUGCUUUCACAAGCAACACAGGCAGAUUUUUUUAAAGCUUCACUUGAAUAUCUGUGCAUUUUUUAUCCUUUUUUUUUGUAUUUGGAUAAUUAAACCAAAGCAGCCAGCCAGACCUGAAAGAAAUUCUUACAGAAAUUGGAGUAACUYAAGGGAAAUUAAUAUAAAUUUAAAAAGUGGUGAGUGCAUGUAAGUUUUAUCAAAUAAUGAUGUUAUCAUUUUAAAAUGUCUUUUGUUUUUAAAYUUCAAGCACUUUAAAGUGUUAAUAGCCAACAGUGAUUGGUUUAAGCAUGAUUAUGUAUCGGGGGAUGUUUUAAGUCAUUGUAUGAGUUUUUCAGAUUUGUGGUGUAAUAAAGAUGUYUGAUUAUUUAAUGGUCAAGAUUUACA
Messenger RNA from Austrofundulus limnaeus, 2308 nucleotides. RefSeq lists its product as uncharacterized. Lineage: Eukaryota; Metazoa; Chordata; Actinopteri; Cyprinodontiformes; Rivulidae. The record is from RefSeq and is a predicted model, not a curated record.